Messenger RNA from Drosophila willistoni, 1408 nucleotides. RefSeq lists its product as uncharacterized. Lineage: Eukaryota; Metazoa; Arthropoda; Insecta; Diptera; Drosophilidae. Gene Ontology annotation, cellular component: cytoplasm. Bases 48 to 1181 code for a protein of 377 amino acids. The transcript has 3 exons. The record is from RefSeq and is a predicted model, not a curated record.
CAGCUGUUGCUAGUUUACUAUUAUUUUUCUCUUUGUUUUGUUUGAUUAUGUUUUUUCUGCAUAUUUUCAUUUUUGUAUGGCUCUGUUUUGCCACGUAUGAGGCAAAAACUAUAAAGAAGGCUGAGGCGAAUCUUCUAGAACCUGGUCAUCAGCUGGAUAAUUGGCAGGGUAAAUGGUUUCCCCAAGCACCCGGUGAACCACACAUUUCCAAAGUGCUAAUUAGCACGACAGCGACGACUCCGCCGACGACACCCAAGCCUAAAAUCAAAGAUAGCUGGCCCGGUAAAUGGUUUCCCUAUGCUCCCGGUGAACCACACAUUCCUCAAGUGCUAAUUGCUUCGGCGACAAAGACGACAAUAAAACCCAAUCUUAAAGUUAAGGAUGACUGGACAGGCAAAUGGUUUCCCUUUGGCCCCAAUGAACCGCACAUUGUGCCGAUGUCCAACCAGCUGCCAAAAAAUGAACAGAAGAUCGAGAAUAGUGCAGGGAAAUGGUUUACCCAUGGCGAAAAGUCUUCUAACUUUGUUUGCGAUGAUGGCAAGAAUAAUCUUUCAGUUGACUAUGAUCCCAAUGAGGUGCGUGAAAACUAUAAUUAUCUUUGCAUAAGCAGCAAUCGCCGUUCCUUCUAUCCGAAUAUGUCGAGAGAAGCCAUCUUAACGGAGCACUUUCUGCCCUCGGCCUAUAUGCCACCUGCCAAGUGCCUAAACGAGUCCAUAGAAUAUUCCCAUCAACCGGCAACCACUGGCGCAUUUCGUCCCCGUCCAGCUGUCUAUGGGACUUACUCAUAUCUGCCACCUCAGCGUUAUAUGCGCAAUUUAGCGGAGGGCGCCAUAGUUAUGCUUUACCAUCCCUGUGCGUUUCGCGGUCAGGUCGAGGAGCUCCAAAAAAUCGUGCGCAAUUGCCUGUUCCGGCAUCUCAUUACGCCCUCAAUCCACUUGAGCGAGGAACGUCCAUUGGCUGUGCUAUCAUGGAGACAUUCCCUCACCAUGUCUGUGGUAGACAAAAAAGUGGUAUCGCAGUUCAUACAGAAGUAUGCCAAAUUGGGACCUCUGGCCAUUGACAAUUUGUCGCGAGUUGUGGAAGUACGAGAUUCCUAUAAGGAAUCAUUGGUAACGGAGGCGCGCCUAAUUACAAAUGCAGAUGAUAGCGAAUUGUGCGGUUAUUUGGACCAGUCUAUGUAAAUCUCUUUUUAGUAUCUUGAAAACAAUUCGAAUAUCUUAAACUUACUACUGUAUGUGCCUUUAAUUGGAUCACAAAAUGUUAACUAUAUACAUACGUAUAUCUAACUAUAUAUAUUCCGAUUCGAAUAUAAUUGCUAAGAAUGACUUAAGUUACCAUUCCUUUGUAAAUAAGUAAAUUGCGUUUAAAUCAUCUUUGAACUAAAACUGAAUUGUUUUUGCAAGCUACA